Helobdella robusta is the source of this 1933-nucleotide messenger RNA. RefSeq lists its product as hypothetical. Gene Ontology annotation, cellular component: cytoplasm. The transcript has 3 exons. Gene Ontology annotation, biological process: protein transport. Lineage: Eukaryota; Metazoa; Annelida; Clitellata; Rhynchobdellida; Glossiphoniidae. The record is from RefSeq and is a predicted model, not a curated record. Bases 207 to 1328 code for a protein of 373 amino acids.
AUUUAAUCAGCGUUGAACAUAAAAAGUUUAAAAACUUUUCAAAUAAAUUUAAAAUAUGCUUUAAAUAAUCGAAACUUGAAUUAUAUUUAACAAAAAUAUAGAUUAAAAUUUAACAAAUAUAUUUUAGUAACGCGUUUAUUAGAGCUCAUCAGAAAUUUUUAUUUUGACGUGUUUUCAAUAACAUCUUAAUCGUUUUAAAUCUGAAAAUGUCAAAUGCGAUAAAAAAGUUUGAGAUCCACCUGGACCAUGAUAUCGAUGAGAAGUAUCAGUACGAACCCGGUGAGCCACUUUCCGGAAACAUUGUUUUGGUGCUGGGAGAAGAUUUGUUUAUUAAAUCUAUAAAAGUUCAAAUAAGAGGCGAGGCUAUGGUAGGUCUUGAUGACGAAGAUGCUAAUAAAUCACCAGAAACUUCGUUGCGAGCGUCCGAGAUAUACGUUGAUGACAUUGUAUCUGUGUUCGAUGAACAGAAACCAACAACGCUUCCACGAGGAAAUCAUAGUUUCCCUCUCAAUUACGUUCUACCGACAAACUUACCCUCAUCAUUUAUCGGAAAACUCGGUAGCAUCACUUAUGUUAUAAAGGCGACAGUAAAGCAAGGUUUCGAGAAUCAAGUCAGUAUCGGAUCGAACAUAACGAGUGAACCCUUUCUUGUCCUGCGUCAGCAUGACCUCAAGAAAUAUCCUGAACUAUUUCGACCCAAGCACGUUCGCUUGACCAAGUCAUCGACGUGCAGUUUUUUGUUUUGCAAUAAAGGAAAAUUGGAAGCUGAAUUUCAAGUUUACAAGACUGGGUUCUUGCCGGGUGAGGACAUCUUGAUCAACGCUCAAAUUAAUAAUGAUUAUCCCAGCAGUAUUAUAGCUGCACAGGCUAUCCUAUUCUUAAACAGUUACUUUCAUGCUAAAAAUCGAAGUCAGCAAAACAAUCAGAUUGUUAACAAAAAAGUCGACAGUCUCCCGAUUGACUACGGAGCCGAACGAACCUGGACAGAUUUCAGACUCCCUGUGCCACCAUUCAUUCCGGAGUCGAGGUUGGAUGGAUGUGUCUUGAUAGAUAUCGAGUACAUGUUACAUUUCAGGCUAGAAUUUGAUGAUGGCGAUUGUGCCGAGGCAAAGAUUCCCGUCGUCAUUGGCACUCCAGUGGAAGAAAGGAAGAAACACGGGAAAGGGGCCUGGAAUGAAAAAGAUUACCCAAUAAGUUCGGGAGAUAAUUUUGACUUUACUGGCAACGCAUUUGAUGACAUCAACGUGGAUAAGAAGGAUCUCGAAAGAUUUAGACAUCCUAUGGAGGAAGGCGAGACUAAGGAUAACAUACUUUUCCAAGAGGACUGAGUCCAUUUAUUUAUCUGCUCUUCCGCACUCAGCUAUCUAAUUACUCUAAUUUGCUCCUUCACCAUUCGAAUUAUUAUUUUGAAAAUUACAAAGUUUUAUUUUCAGUUAUGUUUAAUUAGACACAUAAAGGCGUUAGAUUCGUCAAAAAACAAAUUUAUGUAUGUAUCUAUUUAAUUCAUUUAAUAAUUCAUAUAUACAUACACGUUUGUAUUGUAUACAUAAAUACGCGCGUGUGUAUAUAAAGAUAGAUUAUUAUUUUUAUUAACAAGAUUUCGUGUACAUACACAGUGAUGCAUAUGUAAAAUAAUUUUAAAAUAAAAACUGUUCAAUGUAUAAAAUGAUUAUUGUAGUGUUACAAUAAUCUCUACAUCGAUUCAUUCAAGCUUAUUUCGUUCAUGAUUUGAAAAAUGUUAACUGAAAUAAAUGAAAUAUUUUAGCGAUACAAUUAAAAUGUCAUUAACUUAUGAUUAUUUCUUUGAAUAAAUAAAUAAACGGCAUUUUAAAAAAUUCCACAAAAUAUUCUAAGGCAACUAUAUAUAACAUCUAAAAAUUAGCAGAAUUAAUCAUUAUUAAUUAUUAAUUUAUUAAUAUAAUCUUUAAAUCAA